AUGGCUGACCAAUCAGAUCAGAAUAUACAGGCCGUUCUAAAACUGUCGAAGGUGCUGAGCUCCCAGAGUCUGGAUGGACAGAAUAGCAGUAGUCCUACUCUGUCUCUGUCCAGCGAUUGGUUCGGACCAGACCUGUCGACUACAGGGCUGACCCAGGUUCUGGCUGUAUUGGCCCAGGCUGAGACCAACCUGCUGAGGCUGCGGCUAGACCUGCGGAGGCUGGGUGAGGAGCGAGCAGGGCUGGAACGGAGAGUCAGUCAGCUGGAGACGGACACAGAGGAGAGACAGAAACGGAGCCUGCAUGAAGGACAGGAACUCACGCACAUUCAGGACAUGUUACUCAGUGAGCGAAAGAUGGUGGGCUCCCUGAGGACUCAGCUGGAGGAAGAAGAGAGACAGAGCGAGGAGAGGAGGAAGGAGAACGAACGACUGAGACUGGAGCGAGAGAGGGAGGAGGAGCAGAGGAAUGAGCUGGACAGCGAGAGGCAGAGACGGUUGGAGGCUGACCUGGUAGAGAGUGCCCAGCUCGGUGAGCGCGAGGCUCGUUUCCGCAUGGAGCUGCAUGUUCUACAAGGAGCGCUGCAGAGAGAACAGCUGGACAGGGAGAGGGCAGAGGAGGAAGCUGAUGAUGCGAAGGAUGCUCUAAGCAAGGCCCGUGAGUCAGUGUUAACCCUGUCGUCCAGUCAAACCGUUCUGAAGAGAGAAGUGUCAGAACACCGUGACGCCCUAGAGAAGAUGGCUGCCUUAAAUGAAGCCUUAGCCAAGGACAAGAGAGAGCUCAACGCCCAGGCACUACAGGUAGACUAA
This is a messenger RNA of Salmo salar (Atlantic salmon), 807 nucleotides long. The record is from RefSeq and is a predicted model, not a curated record. NCBI's taxonomy places the organism in Eukaryota, Metazoa, Chordata, Actinopteri, Salmoniformes, Salmonidae.